Molecule: messenger RNA, 1143 nt
Organism: Penicillium argentinense
Lineage: Eukaryota; Fungi; Ascomycota; Eurotiomycetes; Eurotiales; Aspergillaceae
Exons: 3
Coding region: 1-1143 (380 amino acids)
Biological process (GO): transmembrane transport
Molecular function (GO): transmembrane transporter activity
Source: RefSeq, a predicted model, not a curated record
AUGUCUGUCGAUACAGAAAAGAACCAGUCGUCAGACUGGCACCCAAGCUGGCAGCUCAAAUGCAUCUUCGCCGUUGUUGGGUUGCUUAAGUUCAUGGCAGCCUUGGAUGCAACUUCAAUAUCUGUCUCGCUUCCGACUAUAUCCGAUGAUCUUGACGGAACGGCUAUAGAGGCCUUCUGGGCUGGAACGUCGUUUCUCGUCACCUCUUGCGUCUUCCAACCCGUCUUUUUCCUCGCACCUGAUAUAUUUGGACGCAAAUUUAUCCUUAUACUUACCGUGUUGUUCCUUACUUUCGGCUCGAUAUUGGCCGGUGCCGCGGCAGGCCUGCCCAAGGUGGAUUAUAUUGGCUCGUUCUUGUUCGUCGCUUCGCUGACCUCGUUUCUUAUUCCCAUUACCUGGGGCGGCGCUAUGGACGUGUGGACUCAUGGCAUACCCUUGUACCUCUCCUUCUGGGAGCCGCGGGCCUCGCUGGUUUCACUACAUGAGCGCUUUGUCGCCACCCAGCCACUCAAUCCCCUCGUGAUAUUCAACAACAUCGCCAAGUCGGUUAGUUAUGCUGGUUGUUUCCUGCACGGCGUCAUCCUGUGGGCUAUCGUAUACUACCUACCGCUGUAUUACGAGGGCUUUUUGGGAUACUCGCCCGUGGUAUCCGGUGUCGCCAUGUUCCCAGAAUAUUUCACUGUCGCCCCGAUUUCCGUGAUGACUGGUUUCAUUGUUGCCAAGACUGACCGAUAUCGCUGGGCCCUCUGGUUCGGCUGGCCAAUCUCAAUUCUCUGCGUUCUUGACAACGAAUCGAGUAUCCCCAAAUGGCUCUACAUCAACCUUGUCGCGGGUAUCGGUCUCGGCACCCUCUACCCGGCUGUGGUGCUCGCCGUCCAAGCCGCCGCAAACCCAAACUACCCCCACAUCUCUGUCACCAUGACGCCGUUCUUCUGGGUUUUUGGACAAGCAGUGGGUGUCUCAAUCGGUGGUGUGGUCCUCCAGAACUGCUUCAAGCAUGAGUUUGGGAAUCAUCCAGAGCUUGGUCGGUCGGCUAGUGCACUUGCGCAGGAUGCAUCUAGCCUGGUCAAAUAUAUCGAGACUCUCCAGGAAAACAGCGGGCAACCAACCUCAUCGAAAGCCUAUAUGCCAAACCUUUGGUAA